Meira miltonrushii is the source of this 453-nucleotide messenger RNA. RefSeq lists its product as uncharacterized. The transcript has a single exon. The coding region runs from base 1 to 453 and encodes 150 amino acids. The record is from RefSeq and is a predicted model, not a curated record. Lineage: Eukaryota; Fungi; Basidiomycota; Exobasidiomycetes; Exobasidiales; Brachybasidiaceae.
AUGAAAAUUUGUUUUUAUACCUUUCUGCUUAGCAUCUUGUAUGUCAUUGUGGCAAUUUCCAAUGUACUUUGUUCAAGCGGAAAGGGCAAAGAAGUUGCAGAAAGUAGUUCCGCUGCUUCCACACCUCGCAAAAUCCCCUUCGCAAAAGGCAAUAAAAAUUACCAUCUAGCAAAAUUACACAAGCAUACGGAAUUGCGUGAGAUUGCAGCAACUUCUGCAGAUUUGCAAGAUCCAAAUCAUUACGUAGAUAUGUCGAAGAAAGAGUCUAAAAGGAGAUUCGAUAAGGUUCACAGUAUGGUUCCUGUUGUUAAUUACUUUCGCGGUAAGACUGGUAAGCAUAUUGCAACUUUGGAAAAUUUAUCAAGUGGUCAACAACUUCCAGGUAAAAAGGAUCUUGAAUAUCUCAGAAAGAAGGGGAAAUUAUCGGCAGAUCACGAACUUCCUCCACCGUAA